Molecule: messenger RNA, 2179 nt
Organism: Oncorhynchus kisutch (coho salmon)
Lineage: Eukaryota; Metazoa; Chordata; Actinopteri; Salmoniformes; Salmonidae
Product: glucose-6-phosphate 1-dehydrogenase
Exons: 13
Coding region: 339-1763 (474 amino acids)
Biological process (GO): pentose-phosphate shunt, oxidative branch; glucose metabolic process
Cellular component (GO): cytosol
Molecular function (GO): NADP binding; glucose-6-phosphate dehydrogenase activity
Source: RefSeq, a predicted model, not a curated record
CCACUGUUGUUACUGACUGAGCCAGGAGAGAGCUGGAACCUUUGUGAGUGAAUGAGACAACACGACACGGAGAGUAAGAUCACACACAAAGACUUGAGUCCAACAUCUUCCUGUUGGUAUUGUUGUAUGUCUCUUGCUGUCUUUCAGCAGCAGAGGGAACCAAGCUUGACAUACAGUAUAGAGAUGGAGAAGAGUGGUGUUCCUGAGUGUCUCACCCACUCUGAGGUAUUGGGUCAGCUGAGAAGAGAGCUGUCCCAUUCAUCUGACUUCCACAUCUUCAUCAUACUGGGAGCCUCAAUUAUGUGCCUGUCUAUCUCCACAGUCCCUGAAUCAUCAGAAUGACUGUCCGUAAACGCUGUUCAAGGUUCAGGUGGCUGUUCAGAGAUGAUCUUCUCCCAGAAGAGACCCACUUUGUGGGCUUUGCUCGCUCCAAGCUGACUAUGGAUGACAUCAGGACAGCAUGUCUGCCACAUAUGAAGGUUGGUGAUGGUGAGAGUGAGCGCCUCGCUGCGUUCUUCAGUAGGAACUCUUACCUGAGCGGCAGGUAUGAUGAGGAGGACUCCUUCUCUGAGCUGAAUGCCCACCUGAGCUCCCUGACCACCAGCAGGGGGGCUGACCAUGCUAACUGUGUCUUCUACCUGGCAUUGCCCCCCAGCGUCUACCAUCAUGUUAGCAAGAACAUCAGAGCCCACUGCAUGUGCCGCAAAGGUUGGAGCAGGGUGAUAGUGGAGAAGCCAUUUGGUCGUGACUUGCAGAGUUCUCAGGAGCUGUCGUCCCACUUCUCCUCCCUGUUCAGAGAAGACCAGAUCUACCGCAUAGACCACUACCUGGGCAAGGAGAUGGUGCAGAACCUCAUGGUCCUCAGGUUUGGGAACCGUAUCUUUGGUCCUAUCUGGAACAGGAACAGCGUGGCCUGUGUGGUUCUAACCUUUAAAGAACCAUUCGGUACACAGGGACGCGGAGGAUACUUUGAUGACUUUGGCAUCAUCCGUGAUGUCAUGCAGAACCACCUCCUCCAGAUGCUCUCUCUGGUUGCCAUGGAGAAGCCUGCCUCCACCAGCCCUGAUGACGUGAGAGAUGAGAAGGUGAAGGUGUUGAAAUGCAUCGCCCCAGUGCCUCGGUCUGAUGUGGUGCUGGGUCAGUACAUAGGGGACCCUGAGGGGGAGGGCCAUGCCAGACUGGGUUACCUAGAUGAUCCCACCGUGCCCAACGGCUCCCAGACGCCUACCUUCGCCACCUCUGUGCUCUACGUACAGAAUGAGAGAUGGGAUGGUGUUCCGUUCGUCCUGCGUUGCGGUAAGGCACUCAACGAGCGUAAGGCGGAAGUGCGUCUCCAGUUCACGGAUGUUCCAGGGGACAUCUUUAAUGAGCAGUGCCAGAGGAAUGAGCUGGUGGUGAGGGUACAGCCUGAUGAGGCCAUCUACCUCAAGAUGAUGACCAAGAAGCCUGGAGCCUACUUCAGCCCUGAGGAGACUGAACUGGACCUUACCUACAGGAGCAGAUACAAGGACGUGAAGCUCCCUGAUGCAUAUGAGCGUCUGAUUCUGGAUGUGUUCUGUGGGAAUCCGAUGCACUUUGUCCGCAGUGAUGAGCUGCGAGAAGCCUGGAGGAUCUUCACUCCCCUCCUCCAUCACAUAGAGGGAGAGAAAACACCUCCUAUCCCUUACACCUAUGGAAGUCGUGGACCAAAUGAAGCGGAUGAGCUCGUGAGGAGGGUGGGAUUCCGCUACGAGGGAACAUACAAGUAUAUGUCCCAGUUCUGAGCAUGCUCUCACUCCAUAGCCCACAGACGGUUACUGCUGGGAGGAAGCAGAAUGAAUGAAAGAUCAAAAAUGUGUCUCUGUAUACAUUGGGUGUGCUCGUUUUACAUCGCCUGGUUCCCCGGGUGGGUGAAAAUGUCACCAGGACAAAUGGAAUCGUCUAAAAUGUACAACGGGUGACGCAAAACAAAUGUCCCCAAUGACAAUAGCUGAUUCAAAAAAUUGCACUGUAUGCAAUGUAUGCUUGGAUCAACUGUCACUGUGGUUUUGAGAAGAGUUUGAGAAUGGUCUCAAUGUUCAAGAACAACAGGUUUGUCCUACUCUUCUAUACUCACGAGAUAAAAGUGUGUCUCUUGCUCUCUGUGAGGAAACGUCAGUUCUGUCAUAAAUAAUAAAUGAUGUGUAACCUCAAAAUUCUG